AUGGGGAAUGACAACUUUCUAAACGUAUACAAGGGCCCGGACUCGGUUCGACAGUAUUUCGACCCAGAGUCAUCACCGCCGAUACCCCUGGUUGAGAUACCAGAUUGUCUUAACCCAUACCGUCAGGAUGGCAUCCGCAUCUAUGCAAAGAUGAUGUCUAUGCAUCCUGCAAACAAUGUCAAAUCCAUGCCCGCGUUGAACCUUCUUCAAAAUAGUGUCGUGCCAGAAAAGACCAAGACGAUUGUUGAGUAUAGCUCUGGCUCAACGGUGCUCUCUAUGUCUUUGAUAGCUCGAGCAUUUUACGGUUUGCCAGAUGUUCGAGCUUUCCUAAGUAACAAGACUAGUCUUGCCAAGAUUCGUCUGAUGCAGCUGUUUGGCAUUAACAUCACGUUAUUUGGCGGUCCCUCACAACCUGAGCCGCUUGAUGAGCGUGGUGGCAUUCGAGCUGCCCAGAGACUAGCCCAAGAGUCUGACUCGGCGACUAUUAACCCUAAUCAAUAUGAGAAUGAUAAUAAUUGGAAGUCCCAUGUUAAAUGGACCGGGCCUCAAAUAUUGAGGCAGUUGCCAGAAAUUAACAUCAUAUGUGCAGGCAUGGGUACCUCAGGUACCAUGACGGGUCUGGGCACAUACUUUAAAGAAGCAAAACCUAGCGUUUUCAGACUCGGUGUCUGUACCGCCGCUGGCGACCGCGUCCCAGGACCUCGAUCAUAUGCUCUUCUUGCGCCAGUGGAAUUCCCCUGGAAAGCAGCUGUUGACCAUAUCGAAGAGGUCGGAUCACACGACUCAUAUUCUAUCUCACUCGACUUAAUUAGAGAGGGACUCGUUUGUGGGCCAUCAUCUGGUUUCAACCUAAAGGGUCUAUUCCAAUUCAUUGAGAAACGAAAGGCAGAAGGGAACCUCUCUCAACUCGCUGGCUCGGAUGACGAGAUUCACUGCGCCUUUUUGUGCUGCGACCUGCCCUACCAAUACGUCAAUGAGUACUUUGACAAGCUGGGAGAGUCAUUCUUCCCAUCCAUAAAGAACGAGGAACUCCUCGGUGUGGAUGUCUACCGAUACGACGAAGCAUGGGAACGAGACGCUGCCGAUGCGCUCAGUGCCUUCUUUGGUGUCAGCAAAGCCGUGAGCGGUGACAUUCUCCUGUCAACCAGCACCGCUCGGCCCAAGUCCGAAACUGCCAUUAUCGACCUGCGGCAGGCUGAGGACUUUGAAGAAUUCCAUGUCCCUGGAUCGACCAAUAUACCGUUUGUACAGGCCGACCAACCGAGUCCUUUCUCUGAUCCUGCCGUUCUGAAAGCGCUGUGGACGAGACUUGAAGAGACGUUCAAAGUCCCCAACCAAGAUAUCCAGUCUCUCAUUCGUGGCAAGCGUACAUUGAUCUUGUGCUAUGACGGUGAUAGCUCUCGUGUGGCGAACAGCGUUCUUAGAGCAAAGGGUUAUGAAACGGAUAGUGUCAGGGGAGGAUUCAAGGUUCUUCACCAAAUGAGGGACGAGACGAAGCGCUCGCUUGCCAGUGCGACUCAACAGAAGGAUCAGCUGUGGUUGAGGUUGAGUACGGAGGUGGAGGGUAUUAAGCCAACACAGUCAAGUCAAAUUGCAGUAUCUGUUCAGCCGUUGGGAUCUGCUUCUGGUUAA
Messenger RNA from Pochonia chlamydosporia 170, 1632 nucleotides. RefSeq names its product cysteine synthase B. The transcript is spliced from 7 exons. Gene Ontology annotation, cellular component: cytoplasm. NCBI's taxonomy places the organism in Eukaryota, Fungi, Ascomycota, Sordariomycetes, Hypocreales, Clavicipitaceae. The record is from RefSeq and is a predicted model, not a curated record. Bases 1 to 1632 code for a protein of 543 amino acids. Gene Ontology annotation, molecular function: cystathionine beta-synthase activity; cysteine synthase activity.